This is a messenger RNA of Rangifer tarandus platyrhynchus (Svalbard reindeer), 1929 nucleotides long. NCBI's taxonomy places the organism in Eukaryota, Metazoa, Chordata, Mammalia, Artiodactyla, Cervidae. The record is from the annotation of a GenBank genome assembly.
AUGAUUGGAACUCAAAUUGUUACUGAGAGGCUGGUGGCUCUGCUGGAAAGUGGAACGGAAAAAGUGCUGCUAAUUGAUAGCCGGCCAUUUGUGGAAUACAAUACGUCCCACAUUUUGGAAGCCAUUAAUAUCAACUGCUCCAAGCUUAUGAAGCGCAGGUUGCAGCAGGACAAAGUGUUAAUUACGGAGCUCAUCCAGCACUCAGCCAAACAUAAGGUCGACCUUGACUGCAGUCAGAAGGUUGUGGUUUACGAUCAGAGCUCCCAGGAUGUGGCCUCUCUGGCUUCAGACUGUUUUCUCACUGUCCUCCUGGGGAAACUGGAGAAGAGCUUCAGCUCUGUGCACCUGCUCGCAGGUGGGUUUGCCGAGUUCUCCCGCUGUUUCCCUGGCCUCUGUGAAGGAAAGUCCACCCUAGUCCCCACCUGCAUCUCUCAGCCUUGCUUACCUGUUGCCAACAUCGGGCCAACCCGAAUUCUGCCCAAUCUCUAUCUUGGCUGCCAGCGAGAUGUCCUCAACAAGGAGCUGAUGCAACAGAAUGGGAUUGGUUAUGUUUUAAAUGCCAGCAAUACCUGCCCCAAGCCUGACUUUAUCCCCGAAUCUCAUUUCCUGCGAGUGCCUGUGAAUGAUAGCUUUUGUGAGAAAAUUUUGCCGUGGUUGGACAAAUCAGUGGAUUUUAUUGAGAAAGCAAAAGCCUCCAAUGGAUGUGUCCUUGUGCACUGCUUGGCAGGGAUCUCCCGCUCCGCCACCAUCGCCAUCGCCUACAUCAUGAAGAGGAUGGAUAUGUCCUUGGAUGAAGCUUACAGAUUUGUGAAAGAAAAAAGACCUACUAUAUCCCCCAACUUCAAUUUCCUGGGCCAGCUCCUGGACUAUGAGAAGAGGAUAAAGAGCCAGACCGGGGCCGCUGGGCCCAAGAGCAGACUGAAGCUGCUGCCCCUGGAGAAGCCCGGCGAGCCGGCUGCCGGGCCCGGCCCCGUGGAGGGCGCACAGGGGAGCCAGCUGCCCCCAGGGCCGCCCCGUGCCCACCCGGCUCCCGCUCCCUCCGAGGGGGCGGGGCCCCGGCCUGCGCCCCCCAGCACGGCCGCCGCCGACGGCCCCCUGGUCCAGGCGCUCAACGGGCUCCACCUGCCCUCGGACAGGCUGGAGGACAGUGGCCGCCUCAAGCGCUCCUUCUCGCUGGACAUCAAGUCGGUGUCCCCGACGCCCGGCGGGCUCUCAUCGCCCGAGGCCGCCCUGGAGCUCUACAAGCCCGCCACCUCCGGCCUGGAAGGCGCGGGCAAGCCCUGCCAGCCCUGCCAGUUCUCUCCGGUGCAGGAGGUGUCAGAGCAGACGCCGGAGGCCAGCCCGGACCGCGAGGAGGCCCCGCCGCCCCGGCCCUCCGACGGCAGCGGCCAGGGUGCACGGCCCCGCCCGGGGCGGCCCCUGUGGUCGCCCCUGCACCGCAGCGGGAGCGUGGAGGACCGCGGGCAGCCCCGCUUCCUCUUCGGCCUCUCGGCCAGCCAGCAGCACCUGGCCACGUCGGCCACGGGGCUGGGCCUGGAGGGCUGGCACUCGGACCUCCUGGCCCCCCAGACCUCCGCCCCGGCCCUGACCAAGAGCUGGUAUUUCACACCAGAGCCCCCGCACUUCUACUCAGCCUCGGCCGUCUAUGGGGGCCGCGCGGGCCACCCUGCCUUCAGCUGCAGCCAGCUGCCCACGUGCGGCGGGGACCCCGGGCACUCAGUGCGCCGGCGCCACAAGCCCGGCGACAGGGCCGACUCCCGGCGCAGCUGGCACGAGGAGAGCCCCUUCGAGAAGCAGUUCAAGCGUCGAAGCUGCCAGAUGGAGUUCGGUGAGAGCAUCAGGUCCGAGAACCGGUCGCGGGAGGAACUGGGCAAGGUGGGCAGCCAGUCAAGCUUUUCAGGCAGCAUGGAAAUCAUCGAGGUCUCCUGA